AUGGCUCGACCAAUAGACGACCCGGAUGAACGAAAGUUUCAGGAGUUUGUGGAAGCCGCUGGCGAUAGUACAAUGGUAAAUAAUGCCAUCUUUGGAAGAUUAAACAUUUGAUUUUUAGGAAGCUUCAAGUGUCGUAAAAUCGUUGGACGACCGAAUCAGAGCGCUAAAAGCAGACUGCAAAGAUACGGAGCAGCUUCUGGAGUUGGCAAGGGACGCAGUGAGUGAUUUAAAAAGUUUUUUGAAGGUUUUUUAUUUUUUCUGGCAAAGUCAAGUAAGAAAUACAUAUCUAUAAAUACUAAUUUUUUAUUUUUAAAAACCGAAAAAAACUUUUUUUCCAUUUUUUCAAGCUCUGAAAAUCUAAAAAAACAUAAAAUAUUAUAGCUAUUGCUUUAGUUGCUUAAUUUUUUUUAAUUAAAAAAAUUUUUACUUGCAAAUUGACAAUUGAUUAGUUAAGAAAUUCCUUCUCAUAAAAAAUUUUAAUAACUGUUUUUUUGAUUACUUUUAUGACUCAAAAAUGCGUCAUGACCACCAAGAGGUGGCAGAUAAGAAGUCAUACGGACAGUCAUAGGUGAAAGUCAUAUCAGCCUGUUUACCUCUUUAGAAUUUUAAGUUUUUUUACUAUUAUGUUUUUUACAGUUUGAGCUUAUUUGAUAUGGUGGCAGAGAAAUUAAUGUCAAAAAAUUGGUUUUUUCAAAAUUUUGGCAUUUUUUCUAUAGCAAAUUCUGAAGGGUAGACACAAUGGUUUAUCUUUUGCGGAAACCACCGAUCUUUUUGGUCCGAAGUUAGCAAGUUUUGGCAUGAAAGGUUUCAGCGUGUUCUCUGCUGAAGCUUUUUUUUCGCGAAAGUAGCAAAGAUCAUAGCCAAAAGUCAUUUUUGUCCCGGCCCACUCGCCCCAAUUCGCGCAUUCUCUCUUUCAGAGGUUUGAUAUGAAAAGUUUCAGCAUUACCUCAUCUUUUUUAUGAGAAAGAAAUCUUUUCAACCCAAAAUUGGGAGAUUUGAAAUCAAACGUUUUUUUCACCGUCAGCUCUCCUCAUUUCGCGCGCUCUCUUGCCGGAAAAGAUUGCUGAAUAUCUCAGUUCUCAUUUAUAGUCGAAACUGAAAUUGCUGUAGAAAAAAAAAUCUGGGCGUCGCUUUUUACUCUCUGAUUUAGCCUGAGGGGUUGAGAACUUAUCGCCUGAAAUCUUCCAAAUUUAAUUACUUAUAAGGAUCAUCCCACGACUCCCUGACUGGUAAUUUUUUGUUUGUCUUGUCGUAAAGAAAGGUUCCGCCUUUCCGGUGAGACACUGAUAGCCUGCAUUCCCUUGUUUUACGACUGUGGGUUGCCGAGUGCUGAUUUGCGUUAUAAUGAGUAAUUAGGAAGCCAUUUUCAGGAAGAGCGGAACUGGCUGAUAUACCGGUUGCAACGCCAGCGCCUACUCUACGCCCGCUAUAAUGUGCGGAAGGUUGGGGUGUUGAAAAAGGUAAGUAGCGUCGGGAUAUUAAUAGGUGUCGGGAUUUGAAUACUGAAAUUUGGGUACAGUAAAAAUAUUAGGCUUGCUAAGUAAUGACGUCAUUUUUAAAAUAAGUUUUUUUUGCUGACUGGUAAAUUUUUUGGAGAUGGUCUACAGUGGGGGAUCUGAUCCAAUGGCAAGAAACGUAUCAUUUUGGAUCCGGGAGGUAUCAAAAAUGUGGCAAAAUCCUUCCCUCUAAAAUUGAAAAAACUCCGAUUUUAAAAGCGCUCUUUUUGUGAGGGAAAAGGCGCCUUUCAAAACAAAGUGUUUUCACUUGGAGAGGGAAGCAUUUUGCCGUAUUUUUGAUACUUCCCGGAUGCAAAAUGGUACGUUUUUUUCCACUGGAUCAGGUCCCACGGUGUACUCUUUCUUCAUCCUAAAUUGUUUCAGCUAGCCCAAUCCGGAAAGCUUCACUUGCCCUCGGAAGAACUGAAAGUCUCCUCAGCCAUGGAUUUGACCACCGACCAAGAGCGCUUAAUUGAAGCCCAUCUUCAAGAGCAAGCCGCCUCUCAGAAACCGUCUUCUUCCACCGACACCACAGGCCAUCGUCAGUCUUGGAAUGAGUACUUCCAAGCGCUAGCUCAUCGGCUCUACGGCGCAGCGCCAGAGUUUGAUUCAACGAUUCAAAUAUGCGAUAGUGUCGUUCCGGCGCGUCGUUUCUAUCGCGACGCUUUCGCGGAUCAUUUGCAGCCGCAGAGUUUCGACGAUGAGACAGAUCAGACGGUCACGUCGCAUGAGACGAUCGUCUUUGGCAACGCUGUAAAUGGCGCUUCGGCGGACGCGAUUGUCGAGCGCAGAGACCGAUUUCGCGACAAAAGAGAGGUCAACGAUGACCAUAUUCGGUAUAUCCACGAGCAUAUUCGAAGCUAUCGUCUUGAGACCGUCUUGAAUCGCGAUCAGGAUGCCCAGAUCUCAGCGGACUUGAAGGAAUUGUUCGAGAAAGACCCGGAUUUGUUCAAGAAAUAUUAUGAUCUUGAUGAAUUCGAGGAACGGGAAAAACGAAGAAGAGUUGAAGAAGAUCGCCUAAGAAAGUAUAAAGAGGGGCUAGAAGAGAGUAGAACAAGGUAUCAGGAUUACUAUUUAUCUGGAGAUUCAAGAGGUUAUCAGAGAGCAACGAUUCAUCAUGAAAAAGGACUGGACCAAAUAGGAAUUGGCCAAGAAAUUGAGAAAAUUGGCCAUGUUGGACAAGAAAUUGGUCAUUCAGGUCACAGAAUAGGCGGGAUAGGACAGGAAAUCGGCCAUAGAGAUGACAAGUAUAGUCAAGAAGUGCAUGAGAUUGGCCAAGAGAUCACGCGCUCAACGAAAAUCGGAGAAAUUGGCCAAGAUCUCAGACAUCCAGCUGAUCAAGUACAAUAUUCAGACAGCUCCAUUUCUCAAGAUACACUUCAUUAUCAAGAAGAACUGGGUCAUUCUCACUAUGACUCGACUUCUCAUCAUCGACGAGAAGUCUCAAAAGAUUCAAUAACCUCGGUAACGGACUCAAUUUCACUGAAGUUCACUGAUAGCUAUGGCUCGGAUGAAGAUAGCGGAACUUUACAGUAUUCCUCGGGAGGAACCACGCCAAUGCCAACAUUAGAAGAGCAGGUUCAACAGGCCCCAUCGCCAGAACCCGAUGUCACGACAGUUACGGAGGUCGGCAAACGAAGAUUUGAUGUGGAAGUUGAGGAAACGAUAAGCAAGGUGGUCAGAAAAAAGAAGGCUCAGAUUGUGGAGGAAGACACUGACUAUUCAUAUCUAGACGACAUUGAAGAAGAGUCUGAGACCAGUGUAAAAACCCCGGUGUUUGUUGGAGAGCCCUCUGGAACUGGCGAAAUUGGGCAAGAAAUCGGAGAUGACGGAUCAAUUGAUGACAAUGGCCAAGAAAUUGAGUCUUCAGAACAGAUUGGACAGAAAAUUGAGCAUGAAAAUAUCGGACAACAUAUUGAGGUAUCCACAGAUAUUGGACAAGGAGCUUCGAUUGAAUCGGGAAGGCUUUUAUUGAAAGAUAAGGAAUGGAGAAGUCAUCCAUUCGACGAAUACGUCCAUAUAAGACCAUCGACAAGCCACUACCAUGAUAUUGAACAAGUCAGGAGAGAAACAAGGUCUAGAACAAGCGACAUCGGCCAGCAAAUUGGCCAAGAAACAGGAGAAAUUGGUCAGGAGAUCGAAAGAGUUCAGAUUGAGAUUGAACAUAGCGAACAUUAUGGUCAUCAACAUCAACAACAUGAAUUUGAGCGGGGACACACUCACGAGCAUAAUCACGGAAUUGGCCAGGAAAUUGGCCACAAAGUCGGAGAUAUUGGUCAAGAAAUUGAGCGUGUUGUGCACGAAAGCCAUCAUCACGAACGUGCAGAAAUUGGCCAUGAGAUUGGUCAAAAAAUUGGUGACAUUGGCCAAGAGAUCGACCAAAGUCAUCAUGGAGAAAUUGGCCAACAAAUCGACUACCAUGUCCAUUAUCUUUACUACCAUGAACUGGAGUUUGUCCCGUUGAUCAUCACCUUGGACCGAUAUCCAAGAGAAUGGUAUUACGAGGAGCUGGACGAGAGAAGCGUCGUUGAAAGCGGCCGAACUCGCUAUGAAAUCGAAAUUGAAGAGACCUUGGAGAAAGCGAAACGUCGAAUUACUCGAGAACUAACUCAAGAACCACCUGAAGAAGAAGAUGAAGAGGAGAUCGGUAAAUCAGGAGUUGUCAACCGGAGAACUUCCUCGUUAUAUCAUCUAAUGAAUCGAUCCACAGACAUGGCCACAAUCCCUUUUCAUACGAAAAAACCGAUUCAAUGGAGUUAUGACGAGAUUGGAGUUGGUCAAGAAAUUGAACAAAGUCAUGUUGGGCAAAAGAUUGGAGAUAUUGGUCAAGAGAUUGGCCAUGGAGCGAGGGUUGGAAGCCAGAGUGAUAUUGGAGAAGAGAUCUCACAACACGAAGAAACUUACAGCGAGGUCGACCAGAUUCAUUAUCAUGAAGAACGUGAAACUCAUUAUCAAGAAGAACGUGACUUUGAAUCUGAGAGAAGGAGCUCUGAAGACUUCGACGAAAGCCCACACGGAGAUAUCGGUCAAGAAAUCGGCCAUAGAGUGGAAGAGAUUGGACAACAAAUUGAACAGCGAAGUAUUGAGUUUGAACACGAAGAACGUGUUGGUCAUCAACAUCAGAAACAUGAAUUUGAGCGAGAACAUACUCAUGAGCAUGACUAUGGAAUUGGCCAAGAAAUUGAACAUACGCAUCUUGAGAUUGGUCAGGAAAUCGAGCAUCAACGUCUUGAAUUUGGUGAAGAAAUUCGAUAUGGUGAGAUUGGACAGCCAAUUUUGAAUCGAGAAAAGAUCGGCCAAAGAAUCUCAGAGCCCGUGAGCACCGACAUUGGCCAAGAGAUCAAAACUGGAAGCGAAGAUCUAGAGCAGUACCUUGAACAUGAAGUUGAAGUUGGUCAAGGCGCAAAAAUUGGGCGAGCCGAGGUUAAAGAGUCUCGUCGUUCAAUUGGUGAUGUCCUAAGUCCAGUUGGAGGCUCUGCGAAUAUUGAAUAUCGUCAACGAAGAUCGCCAAUCUACACACCAGUCUAUUUGUUGGACAUCCUUGAACCUCAAGUUGAACUUGAACAGUCGAUCUAUGAGCCGAUUCCAGACGUACCAACUACUCCAAUUGGCCAGGAAAUUGAAAAGAUUGAGCAAGAAAUCCAGCAAAAAGAGAUUGGCCAAGAAAUUGAGCCAGUUGGUGGUGAACUACCUGAGCGAAAACGGCAUCCUUCAAGGCAUUCGAUCGGUCAGAGAAUAGAGUACUUUGAAAAGAUUGGACAAGAGAUUGAAAAGCCAGUUGAAAAGCCAAGAAAGAGUAUCGAUAUUGGCCAAGAAAUCAGUACAAGAUUGCCUGAAGUCAAGCCAAUAAGCCAUGUUGAACAUGGCCGGCUUUUACUGCGAGAUGAUGAGUGGAUCACCUCUCCAAUCGAUUGGCAUAUCCAUCAACGCCCUUCGACAAGUCAUUAUGAUAAUAUUGAUGAUGUUAGAAGAACAUCUGAGCUGGAGAUUGGUCAACGAAUUGGACAUCAACAUUAUCAUGAGCAUGACACAAUUGAAUUUGAGCCGAAACCAACUGCAGCGCCGCGAACACCAAGAUCAAGCAGUAUCGGCCAAGAAAUUUUGAUCCCUUCAAAAAUUGAGGAAAGAAUUGAACGACAAGUUGAGAGAUUGGAGGAAAUUAAGAUUGGCCAAGAAAUCGAACAUGAACCUGUUAUAGAACAUGAUCCCAGAUAUACGGAAACGCCCAUCGGCCAAAGAAUAGAACACGAGGAGCAUGUCUAUGAGGAGAUAGGCCAGAGAAUCGAGAGAAGAACUGAAGAUGUAGAUUAUCAUGGGCAUAUUGGCCAGAAAAUUGAAAGACUUGAGCAUGAGCCGCUUUAUCAUGGAGAGCAUGAAGGACAUCAACAUCAAAAGCACGAAUUGGCCCGGGAGCUUGAAAGACAUGGCGAGAUCGGUCAAGAAAUUGACCAUAGGCAUAUUGAGAUUGGCCAAGAAGUUGGCCAUCAACAUGGGAAAACUAGCCACAAACAUGAAGAGAUUGGACAAGAAAUCCUUGUUCCCAAAGAUGAGCCCAUCCAUUACCAUGAACACACUACAAUUAUCUAUGAAGGUCAUCGUCCAAUUGUCCCCAAAUAUCCCUCUGAAACCGGCCAAGAAAUUGAGCACCGACACACCGAGAUUGGUCAAGAAAUUGAACGUAGUCAUCGACAGGAGCUUCCUCAAAUCAAACCGCCUUCCCCAGAGCUCCCUACAAGAUAUUCAGAGCACACGACGAUUAAAUGGGAAGGCCAACGGAGAGAUUACGACCUAAAACAAAGAGAUGAUUACGGAAUCGGCCAGAAGAUUGAGGAGCCAAGAGAAAUUCCGAUUUAUGACGACGUUCCAGUCGAGAGGGAAUGGCGAGAAGUUGGCCAGAAGAUUGAAGAAGGAGGAGAGAUUGGGCAAAAAAUCGAGAAAGUCGAAGAACUUCAACGUCAACGCGAAUUCGAGUGGACUUGGAUCGAACGUGAGAAGAGAUAUCGACCUAUCCCGAGGUAUCCAGACAGCGAAAUUGGCCAGAAAAUCAGAGAAGAUCAUGGGAUUGGCCAGAAAAUCGAAGAGCCAAGAGAAAUCGGCCAAAAAAUCGACAAAAUCGAAGUCGUCCAUCGUCAUCAUGAACUCGAAUGGUCUCAAUACGAAAAUCAACGAGGAUAUCUGCCAAUUCCAACAUAUCAGGAUCGCGGAAUUGGACAGAGAAUUGAAGAGCCAAGAGAGAUUCCAAUUUAUGAAGUCCCACCAACCGGAUCUCAAUACGACAUUGGCCAAAAGCUCGAGAAAAUCGAAGUACUCCAUCGUUAUCGUGAUAUUGAAUGGGAAAUUUAUGAUAGCCAACGAGGCUAUCAGCCAAUUCCCAGGUACUAUGAUGGCGGUAUUGGCCAGAGAAUUGAGGAGCCAAGGGAAAUUCCGGUUUACGAAGUUCCUCCGACAGAAAUCGGACAAAGUAUUGAAAAAAUGGAGAUAUCAGAAGAUAGACUGCAUUAUCAUGAGCAUGAAACAGCAAAAUGGGAGGGGCAAAGAAUUGAUGUGCCAACUUACCCUGUUGGCCAACGAAUUGAAAGGCAUGCGGAACAUGAGGAACAUCAGAGACACUACGAUUUCCCUCCAAUUCGACCAAUCACCCCGGUAGAAGUUGCUGAACUAAGAUAUCACGAGCACACCACAAUCAAAUGGGAUGGAGAACAUCAAAAAUUUGAUGAGACAGAAGAUUACGGGAUUGGCCAAAGAAUUGAAGAGCCGGAGAGAUUGGAAGAGCGGAGACAAAGCCGAGAGAUUGGCCAGAAAAUUGAACCGUUGCCAAGGACUGUUCCGAUUUAUGAAGUACCUCCCACAAGUGAUAUUGGCCAAGAAAUUGAGAAGGUAGAGAACCUACGGUAUCAUGAGCAUAUUACCAUCAAUUAUGAAGGCGAAAGAAGAGAUAUUCCAAGACAUCCAAGCCUCUCGAUUGGCCAGGAAAUUGAACAUUCUCAUGGUGAGAUUGGUCAGAAAAUCGACAAAGUUCCCAUUUAUGACUUCCCACCUCUUGAACCGCUAAGUCCUGUCAAGCACGCCGAAACAAGAUACCAUGAACAUCAAACAACCAAGUGGAAAAGCGAAAGAACUCAUUAUGAAUAUCCCCCGGAAGAUCUUGAGCAUGUUCGCAGAGAUAAUUCAGAAUAUGAAGUCCCUCCAAGUCACGGAGAAAUCGGCCAAGAAAUUGGCCACAGACACGAACAUACGGAGGAAAUCUACGAAGAAAUUUAUGAUCCUUCUGACCCAAGAGGGUACGGUAGGCGGAUUCACCACGAAGAACAUGAAGGACAUCAACAUCAAGUCCACGAACUGGCCAGAGGACGCCGUGAUAUUGACCAUGAGUACGUAGAACAUCACGGAGAAGUCCCGGAGUAUCGAGAAGUUGGUCAGGAGAUUGAGAAAGAAGUCGAAGAAGUUAGAUACCGAGAAAUUGGGCAGAAAAUCAAAGUUGAAGAGAGAUACGGCCGGAUUGGGGAAGAUGUCGAGCCUCCUAAGCCAGUUAUUGUUGAGAAAAUUCAUUACGAACACGACCUACCGAUUAUUCCCUUUGAACCAACCCAUGAUCUCCUUCCAUCCACCUCGAAAGAAGUUUUACUUCCAGAUCAGCCAUAUGAAGAUGUUCCACAGGCAUCAGAAGCUGAUACCAUCAGGAGAGAAUCUCAUUUGUCCCUCAGAGACGAUCAAGAUGCUCCAGUUUUGCUCUGGCGGUCUCGAGAGUUCCGCGCCAGCUUCCUGGAGAUCGAUCCUAGUGCUCAACGAGACUUGGUGAUUGAGGACCGCAAACGGGGGAUUUUAACGGACCCUGUCAAGAGAAAAGCUGAGUCCUCCGUGAUCCGACGUCGAACGACGAUACGAGAGGACUACGGCCCUCCAAAACAUUACACUCAUCAUUUCCAAUACGCUGAUGUCCAUGAAUUGAAGAGGUCGUCGGACGAGCUCGGCUAUAGCAGCUCCACUUUGUCAUCGAGUAAAAAUGUCAAGGAGGUUUAUGACGUGGUCCUUUAUCGAUCCCUUGAGAUGAUCUAUGUACCAUUGGUUAUCGAAUACACUCGAUAUGAUGAGGGACUUCAGAAUGCUCCAGAAGAAGCUCAGCUUCCAAUUGGACAAGAGAUUGAAAGAGAAUAUAGUGACCCAAUCGGCCAGAAGGUCGAUUUGGAGAGGCAGAUAGACGAUUUCGGCGAGAAAAUUGUUCUGUAUGAUCUCCUACGGCCAUUGAAGGAUAUUGAAUUUGAGUUUAUUGAUAAAUCAGAGUAUCGAGAGAUCUACCAUCGAAUCCAUUACACCUACAGUUAUUAUAUUGAAGAUUCCGAUGAGAUCGAAAGAAGACAUCGAAGGACCAGAUCAAGUGUAAUAUAUGAUGAUGUCCCAGUUGAGACAGAACAUCAAAGCCGCGAAAUUGGCGGGGAAAUAUAUGAUACUGUACCCGUAGAACAGGAGGAUCUAAAUAAGAGGUCUGAAGUUGGUUCUGGUGCGACUUUUGAGCCGAUUUAUUAUCAUGAGCCGCUCGGCGAAAGGCUUACGGACUCAUUGCCUGAUGAAAUUUUAAUGCGAUCCCGUGAAUUCAGCGAAAUCUCGUAUCAUCCGGAGAUUGAAAUUCAAGAGAAGACAAUCGAAUUUGGCCCCGAAUCCUCGAGCAGUGGGAAGUCGGAGAAAAUUUUACAUGUUGAUGUGGAAAAGACGGAUUCUUCGUCAUCACAAGCCCUCUCUCCAGAUAUUGGGCAGCAAAUUGAGUAUGAUUACCCACCCGACGUUGAAUUUGAUCAUCGCUUUUUGUAUUACAAUUCCGGCCUGGAAUAUCUGCCAUGGGAUGGAGAACGAAGGCAUGUUGUCUACCAUUGGCAACAAGUUCCCGAAGGAGAAUACGAGGAGCCAAUUCGAACGAGAAUUGAAGAGCCCAUCUACGAUGAAGUCCCCAUUGAUCUGCAAAGGGAUUCUAGAGGGUAUUAUGAUGAAGUGCCUCAAGGAAGGGCUGAAGAUCCGCUAGAACGAAGGGAUUACAUUGACGAGAAGUUUGACGACUUUGAUGAUGACUAUAAACAGCACAUUCUCAAAAGAGAUGAAGAAUUUGGCCAUGAAUUUGCUCCUUAUCCUCCGAUCUAUCGAGAAAUCCCCAAAGAAGAACGCGAAAAUCUUCCAGAAAGGAUUAUCGAGGAUCUUUAUACUGAGAUCGGCCAGAAAAUCAAGAGAGAAGACAGUAAAGUCGAUGAAAUCUUGGUGAAACAACCGGAAUUGGCAAAAGAACCAAUUGAGUCUUACGUUCCGCAAGACUACGAAAGGUCUCAGGAAGUGGAAGAAGUUGAGUACGUCAGACGAGGGCAUUGGUAUGAACGACAAAAGACUUUGUCUUUGACCGACAGUCAAGUCGGACAAGGAGCUAAGAUUGAGGAACGAAUCUACGAUGAAGUUUAUGAAGAGAGACGAAAAGAUUUGGAACAUACGAUCCCUAUUGGUCAAGAAUUGAAGUCCAGAUAUGAACGGAAAUCAACCUCGGAAUAUUCUGAGAUCCCAAGAAUUCCAGCGAGAAAGCCAAUCGAUCCCAUGUACAUUGAGACUGGCUCCGAUAUCGAAGGAGAACCCUUCCCUGCAAGGGUAGUACCGUCUACAGGAGUCCAAACAGUCAAGCCGGUCCUAAUUCCAAGGCCAAAACGAGGAUCGUCUGCCUCAACUUCGACCUCCAUUCAAACCGACCCUCGACAUUAUUACCAGAUUCCUCGGCCAAAACUCAAAAAAUCUCACACUCUUUUUCAAGGGCGCGUUCAUGAAGUUGUCCGGAUAAAAGGCGAGAAUUACAAGGUCUAUGAUGACAAGUACAGUGAGUUCUAUAAAGUGGAUCGAGAUUCUUUCCGUCAACGCAAAUUCUUCAAAAAUUUCGAAGCUGAAGAUCGAUUUUUGGAUGAGUAUCUGAGACAUCAAAGAUGGCAGAUCCCAGCGUAUUUGCUGCCAGUUACGCAGAAGAAGGGCUUCCCGUUGGAGCCCAGCAAAGUGAACAAAAUUACAGUCGGAGUGUUGCUGAAGACGAAGGGCAAGAACAUCUCGGCGCCCUCAGGACUGGAUCGACUUCAUAUCAGAGAGGAAUUGUGGCAUCAAGAGGGAAAAGAAGGUCAAGGAAUUGCGCAGAAAAUUGGAGGGAUCGGCCAAAAAAUCGGCCAAAAUAUUUCUGAAGUUAGAGCCGGUGGCAGCUAUGAUUCCAGAGGCUAUAGCGAAGUUCAGAGAGCUUAUGAUGAGCCGCCGAGAGCUCGAAGGCCAAGUAGAAGGUCGAAUGAAGGAGAACUGUAUCAAAGUCCGGCUUUUAAGAAGGCCAAGGACAAUGCUGAUGAGUUUACUUAUGGAAGCAUCCACAGGAAUCUGGGGAAAGAUGUGGCCACGAGAUUACAGACGUACGAUCAAGUCUAUGAGAGGAUUUAUGAUCAAGUCCCACUCAUUGGUAAGGGAGAAAUUAAAGCUAGUUUUUUGGGCUUUAUUAAAUUUUUAGAUACCUUAAAAUCGUCUACAAUUAAUCCUGCGUAUUUCAGAAGAAGAGAAUCGUCAGAAAAUCCCACCAUCUCCUCCGCCGAGUAUCGAAGGCAAGCGACAAAGACAUUACAGCCGAAAAGAAUACGUGGAACCAAAGCCCAUAACUCCGGAACAGGAUUAUGAUGAAGCUUACGAUGUUCGGCAGUCUUUGAGGUGGGUUUGUAAAAUUAUGAAAAUUAAGAUUGGCUUAUAAAUGUUCGCUGAAUAUCUUGGCGGUUUCUGAAAGGCAGGGGCUGAAAUUUUCAGCGAUUUUUCCAACCAUUCGUAGCUUUCUAUAAACCGAAUUUCAUGCGGUAUUUUUACAACAAUUUUUUUUCAUAAAGCACCAUUGUUUUCACCCCUGAUUACUGUUUUCGCAAAUUUCAAACUGCUUUGUUUAUCUGCAAUAAGUUUUUUUCAUUGCAAGCCCUUUCCAACUCAUUGACUUUUCUCCUGUUUUUCGCAAGAUUUCCCCGUUUUCGUUUCGGCUUUCCGAGUGGACAAAGCGUUCAGUUUUUGGGCCGCAUUUCCGGACCCAACGAAGCCGGCCGGAACAAAAUAAAAGCCACGAAAAGACCGACGGAUGGAAACCCAUCCCUUUUCGUCAUAGUAAUAUUCGCAGCGGGUUUCUGGGCUUGUCAUUUCGGGGUUCGAAUCCAGGCGAGAUUGUAAUAUUUUGGGAGAUUUUUAGUAAAGUUUAAAAAAAAUGUAAAGCCUUUCGAUUUUUUUAAAAAUUUGCGCAGAUACCGUAAAAAAUCUACAAAUUAAUCCCGGAAAAUUUGAGUUUUCGCUUUGCUAGGGAAGCUGAGAAUUUAACAAUUCUUUCAUGAGAGAGCACGUGAAAUGGGGAGAGCUGGACAGACGAAAAACCUUUUUAGUCAUAACUUUUUAGACUCUGCUAUGAGAAAAUUGAUUUUUUGUGACACUAUUUUUUGUUGUAUUUCUAACAGGGCCAAAAAUUUUCGGCUGGAGAAGACGAAGAAAGUUCCAUCUUUUGCCAGUUUUUUGGCCUAAAAAUCUCUAUCAUUUCCAUAAAAUCCAUGGCUUAAAAUUUAAAAAAAUUUAAUUGGACAAAUUUUUUCGAGACUUGACGAUAAUUUUUGAGAAUUCUUUGGGGCUUUUUUUGAAUUUUUAUAUAAAAUUUUUAAGGUAAAAUAUGUUAUGCAGUUCAUGUACAACAAAUCAUCCAUUUCAUAAGCCUAAAAAAUUUCUCCUUGCUAAAAUUUUAAUUUUUCUCUCUAAACAAUUGCUAUCUUCUAUCAUUUCCCAACUAAAAAACCUCAUUUUUAAGGUGACAACCCGAUUGUUUAUCGGUUCAAAAAAGCAAAAUUUGACCUUAAGCCGGCUGGUCAUUGGAAUCAACGCAACUCCAAGUCUCUCUUUUUCUCCCCCAUUCUUCUCUCCGCUUUCUCCCCUUUCAUUUCUCUCUCCGAUUUGAGGGAAAUGGAGGUCGAGAGAGCGCCGAGAAAAGCAAAAAAAAAAAUUUUUUUUGGAAAGAGAAAAUUUUGCUCUUUUUUCGAGGGAUAAAACCCUGGAGAAAGGGGGGGGGGCGCCUCCUUCAUUCGCUUUAGCUUUUUUCCACCAGAGAAUGGGGGAGAAUUCAGAAGGCUUUGUCCUCGCGAAAAAGACGCCCCGGACACGCUGUUCUUGGCCACCAAAAGAUGGCCGAGAACAGUGGUGUCUGAGAAUGUCGUUUUCCGAAGAUUUGGGCCCUAGGGGAGAUGAGGACCGGGGAAUUUUGAGGGGACUUUGAGUAAUAUUUGGAGUUUCGGAUUUUCAGGGGGAUUUUUGGGGAUUUCCUGGGUUUUUAACGACUUUAAAAGGAAUUUUUGGCCGUGAAUUGUAAUUUUAUUUUAAGCCAGUAUUAGUAGUGGUCUAACAGACUGCUUACGGAGUCUUUUUACUUUUUUUAAAUACGGAUUUUGAGCCGGUUUUUGUGAUCAACUCAAAAACAUGGCCUUUUCUUUUAUUUCUUGUUAAAUUUCAACGUUGGCUGCUUUCUAUAUCUGCAUAAAAGCUUCUAAAAUGCUCUAACUCCCUCUACUGUCCUCAGGCAAUAUUCAUUUUGCCGCAGCAUCUGGCAAAAGUUAGUUUAACGGGCUAUUAAGCUUACCCUAUCCAUCUGACCUCUAGCUUCUGUCGCUAAUUGUCCCAAAAAAUAAUUUAUGUUCAUUAUUCUAAGUAGUAGCGGGACUACAACGCUUCUACUUGUUGCUAGGGUUAUUUUAAAGAGUUUGUUUUUCUCCAUAAUCCGGAUUUUCGUUCAUUUUUUAGCAGCGGAAAUUUUUGAAAGCCAAUUUUUACCCUCUGAAAAAGCUCUCAAAAAAGAAUGACUCCUAAAAAGUUCAGAGCAAACCUUUACUCCCUAUUCUUUAACUCGCUCCGUAAACACACAGAAAGGCAGAAAAAACAAAUUAAACCCCUGGUUCAAUUAGAAUCGCCCAUUUUUGGUAGCCCACUUGCAAGGGGCUUAAGACGUUUUGGCGAGGGAUUAAAACUCAAGGACGUUGGCACGCUACCCUCCAAGUACUUUCGUUUUUAUGGCCCUUAGAUGACAAAUAGAGCGCUGCCAACAGUUUGAAAAAAAUUUUCGGAAAAAAAAUUAUGGGAUUUUUUUGAAAUUUUCGCCCAAAAAUCUGUAUUUUUUCCAAUUUAAUGAUUGAUAUCUAUAGCUAAGGGACUUUAUUUUGAUUUUCUGUCCAUUUUUUGAAUAUUGUUUUCAGUUGAAUGCCCUUUUCUCGCCCCAAAACUCUUUAUCUUUGCGCGGAAACCCCCUCAAGACCGAAAAAGGAGAGAUUUCCACGGAUAACAGAUUAGCCGAGCGCGACAACAAUAAUAUUUUUAUGGAAAGGCUGGGUUUGAGUGGUUUUCGGUGCGAAUAUAGCUCUAGGGAAUUUUUUCGAAAAAUUGGAAAAUGCGAUUUUUGGCAAAAAAUUGAAAAAAUUCAAAUUUCAAAAAAUUUAAAAAAAUGAAAAAAUAAAUAUUUUCAAAGGUUAAACACCCCUUUUUACGACUAUUCCCUUCACUUUUUACUAUUAUAUUUUCGUUUUAUUUCUCUCGGAUUAUGAACGCAAUGUAAAUAUUGUCCUUUCUCUUUUUGCGUAUCAUCUGACUUUCCAUGGGAAGAAAUUUUCCGCCUUUUUUAUUCCUUAUCUCAUAAAUUCUUUGCUUGUAAACAUAAGAAAUUGAUUACAAUUGUUGCAUUCAACAAAAAAUAUUUUUUUUUAGUUGUAAUUCCCUAAGCAACUUUUUUUGAUUUUUUUUGAAUUUGCAAAUAACUCCGAAUGUUAAUUUUGAAAAAAAUAGAAAUUUUAACUCAUAGUUUGGAGGGUCACUCUUAUUUAACGUUAUUCUUUCGAGAGAACACGAUAAAUAAGGAGAGUCCCAAGAAAAAAGGCUUUUUUUGCCUGUAACUUUUUGUACUAUUUCGGUCAGAAAAAUUUGAUUUUUAGCUGAAAAAGCUUCACGAUUUCUUCUAAUCUAUCUUGAAACUGCUGGGCCAAAAAAAGAAAAAAAUAUAUUUUGUUAAAUGUAGGUUCAAAAGAUCUGGGUAAUUUCUGUAAAAUCGGCAAUAAAAAUUCUCAUAAGUCUCACAAUUGUCAGAACUUUUUUUAUGCAAUCUUGCAUCACAACCUGCACAAAAGUCACGUUUUUUUUCUAAUGUGGCAGUUUGUUUUUCAUGGUCAAAUAUCCGUUAUGAAAUUGUGAUUCAUAUUUCCGUUAGUCACCAAAUUUGGAAUGAUAUUGCAAAAAGUAUUUAUCUUAUUUUUGACUUUCUUUUUGUAACGUUUUUUUUUUAUAAUUUUAAAAAAUAAAAAAAGCUGAGUAAAUUUUCUUGCCACACCCGGUUUUAAAAAAUUCCUUUGAUGAUGUUUCACCAUCAAAUGAUCGUAUUUUAUAAUCACUUCAUUUUGCCUCACAAUUUUUUCUUAUUUUCCGUAUUUUAGGCACGUCCGUUCCUCCGAGAAGCUUCCGCCUCGCGACGAGGACUUUGAAGUUCCCUUCUCGCAAGUCCUUCUUCGGCACGUCGCGGAGAACGGGUCUGUGCGUCGGAAACGUCGGCUCGCUUCCUUCAAACGCCGCGAUCCCUACGUGCGCCGCCCGUCCGAGCCCGACUUCACAUUCGGCCUUCACUUCGGCUCGCAUCCAUUCCUCAUCUACCUGGCGCGACAGCCAUUCAUCCGGGGCCACUUUUAUCGACGAAUGGCCGAGCUACGCGACGAACUUCCCAUCGGAAAUGGGAAGGGACCCAAUUCGGAGGCGUUGGAAAACACGGUCGACACCGAGCAGAGCGCGUUGUGGAAUCCGGCAGAGUUGUUGAGGAGACAGUAUCAUGUGAGUGGACUGCAGUAAAAACAAAAAAAAUGUUCUUGAGUUUGUUCUACAGAGCACAGCGUUCUGUACUUUUUUGGAAUGAAUCGGAAACCAAUUUUUUCGAUUUUUCUAUUAGUUGUCGACAGUUACGCGGGUCUAGCGAGCGUAUGGUAUAAGAUUGAGUUGUGAAAUUUGCAAUGCUUAUAGAGCAAAGAGAGAUCUUUUCAGCCAUGCCACUUUUAACAACUUUUAUGCAGAACUGAAUUUGUAAUCAAAGCUGAAAGAUGUCGUAGAAAAUUAGAAAAAAUCGGUGUCCGAUUCAUUCCAAAAAAGUGCAGAACGAUGUGAUGACGUUCUACAAUAUUUUCGUUGUAAUUAGAAGUCAAAAAAGCCAUUUUAACCCCCAAAAAAUCAACAAUAAUCUCAUUCUCAGGUGGACUACAACCCGCUUGUCGAGCAUCGUCUCGCCUACGACACCAUGGAAGGUCACAUGGAAUUCCCCAACGACGAGAACACCGAAGUUCCCGAGAUUGAGAAGCCUUGGAGGCCGUUGUAUUGCCGCAUUCGUGACGGUCGAUUCGCAUGGUUUGCGUCGCAUUGCGCGGACGAGCAUCCCAUCAGCGACGUCCUCUUGACGGACACCAAAAUCACAGCCAACAAGGAGGACUGGACAUUCCGGAUUCAAGGCGGAAAAGAGAACGUGAACGUGCUGGUUAAAGCGCCAUCGAAUGUGUUCGAGAAAUGGCGACAAGUCUUGUUGAGUCAGAGUCAGACCGAGCUUAUCGACGCCUAUGUUCAGCCGGCCAAACCGGUGGUCCCACAUUAUCAGAAGGUAAGGGAAACGUGUAAUGUGGGACCUUAUUCAGUGGCCAAAAACGUGCCAUUUUGCAUCCGGGAAGUAUCAAAAAUGUGGUAAAAUGCUUCCCUAUCCAAGUGAAAAAACUUUGUUUGGAAAGGUCCCUCACAAAAAGAGCGGGCGCGCUUAUGAAAAUCCUUCCCGGAUGCAAAAUUAUACGUUUUUUGCCACUGGAUCAGGUCCUGCACUGUAUGUAGACUUCUCAAAAUUCCAUUUCAGAAAGUUCUCCUCCUUGAGAUCGGCGCUGCUUCGGUCCGAGCGGGAGUUUUGACCAACAAACCCUCGCUUCCUCAAUGCUUCUUCCCCGCAAUCGCUUUAGUAACGAACGACAAUCAAAUCAUUGUCGGAAACGAAGCCUUGGCCCCGGAGAAUCGGCGGAAAGGAAGGCUGGAGAGGCCGAUGGAUGUUGCUGAUGGCGCUGGAAUCGAGCGAUACAACUUCAACAGCAGAAUUGUUGAUGCUGCAGUGAGGAAAGUGCUGGAGGACUUGAAGAUCAAAGCUGGCGAGUAUAAGGUGAGAAAUGACGAAAGAAAUGGCUUUAAUUUGGAAAAUAGUCGAUGUAGUGACUGUAGUCGGCAAAAAGCCUGAUAAAAAGAUUGGUUUGUAGCGAUAACCAGUUGAAUUCGCUGCCCAGGUCCGGACAGAUGGGUUAGCUUUGUCAUUCAGGCAGUUUGGCUAAUCUACGGGCCAGAAUCCUUGGCCAAAUUAACCGUUCAAUAACUUUUCCAAGUUGCUGGGGUAUUUAGAUUGCUCCGUAAGAUUGGCCAAGCUAUGUGUCCCGCUUGCCGCUCAGAUUUGGAUCCCUCAAACUAAUCUUUCUUUCCUUCCAGAUCCUCCUUUCCAUCUCUCAAGAUGUCCCCACCACAUACGCCUCGCAACUUCUCCAUCUUCUCCUCGAAGCCCUUCAUUUCCAAGCCGCGACAAUCGCCCGUCAGCCUUCGUUGAUCCUCUACUCUUACGACGUCACGACUGGGGUUGUUGUCGACAUCGGAGAGACGUUGCACAUUGUCCCAGUCAUCGACGAAUAUAUUGUGGACAGCGCCAUUGUCUCGCUGCCAUUUGGAGCACAACAGAUUCGCAACGCGUUGAAACGAAGGCUUCAGAAUUCGGCAAAUGGAGCUGGAAUCGGCUUCCACUCGCCGGUUGAGCAUAUUGUCUUACAGGUAAGACUUUACACUGCUGAAUCGAAAGUUUUUUAAAAUAUACGAGAAGUUUGAACUCUCCAAAUUUUGUAUUUUUUAGGAGGUUGUUCGGCAAGUUUGCUACGUCGACUCCGAAUCCACCGGGGAUAAGAAAGGCCCAAUUACUGUGGAUUUGAGUGCUCUCAAACUGGGAGAGGGAUUCCCAACACAAAUCCAAGUCGAUGAGGAGAGACAUUUAGUCGCUGAAGGACUCUUCAACCCCAAGAAAUGGGGCAUUGAGACCAAAGGAAUCCAUCAUCUCAUCCAUGAGGUCAUCCAACAAAGCCCGAUUGACAGCAGAAGAACGUUGUAUAGGUAGGGUUAUUUAACUCUAAUCUACAAAAAAUCUCAGUAAAACGAGCCUUCGCAGAACGAAAACUUAUUUUAGAGGUCAAAAGAGUGCAUUUUAGGCCAAAAUCAACUGCAAGGAUACCUAUCAAUAAAGAUUUUUUUUUGACUCUGCAUGCAUUAAAUUGAAACACGUUUUUUCUAAGGGUCGAGCGAGGCUCAACUACAACUACAUAAAAAUGGACCUCCACUACAGUACGCCCAGCUACAGUAACUUUUUCGAAAUUUUUUUGUGAAAUCGUAAUAAGGGUUCAUAGGCAACUAAUAUUUGAAAGUUUGAACAAAAUUGAACAACUCUGAAUUUAACGUCGCAGCUAUGCUCGACCCUUAGAAAAAACGUGUUUAAAAAAAAGAUGACUAUAACCUCUAAAUUACCUAAUUAUAGGAGUAUCUCCAUUUUUUCAUUACGUGUAAGAAAUGUAUUUAUUUUUAGGAACAUCUACUUGGCCGGAGGCGUUUCAUUGUUGCCCGGCCUCGCCGAACGUCUGGAACAGGAACUCAGCAAGAUUGCACCAAGCUCAAUAUUUGUUCAGGUAAGGGGUUUUUGAGUAUAACCGAUGGUCGAAGUUGCUGUAAAGCGCAAACUGGAAAUUUCGGAUAUGCGUACGAAAAAAUGUUAUAAAUUUUUGUCGAGUUUCAUCAAAAUUCUAGCGUCGCUCUUGGAGCACUUCCCACUAUUAAAUUUUUUUUAUUUUACAUUAUAUUAUAGUGUAGUCAUACAUCAAAAAAUUUUUUUCAGGUCCACGGUUCUCCCUGGCGCUACCACGCCGCUUACCUGGGCGCCCAAGUCAUCGCGUCCAGCCACCAAUUCGACAGUUGUUGUGCGGACAAGGACAACAUCAACGAAUACAUUCGCCAACUGGAGGCGGAGAUCAGCUAA
Bursaphelenchus xylophilus (pine wood nematode) is the source of this 18597-nucleotide messenger RNA. Lineage: Eukaryota; Metazoa; Nematoda; Chromadorea; Rhabditida; Aphelenchoididae. The record is from the annotation of a GenBank genome assembly.